Molecule: messenger RNA, 1004 nt
Organism: Aquila chrysaetos chrysaetos
Lineage: Eukaryota; Metazoa; Chordata; Aves; Accipitriformes; Accipitridae
Exons: 3
Coding region: 1-960 (319 amino acids)
Source: RefSeq, a predicted model, not a curated record
AUGACCCAGGGGACAGAGGCGCAGGAGCGGGGGUUUAGCCAGCCGCCGGGCCGGGGGCACCGCGCCGCGCUGCCGCCUCCCUCACCCCGCUCCUACCGGGGCGGGGGGCGCGGGGGCUGCGGCGGCGACCCCUCUCCCGCAGCCUCGCACACCCCGUCCCUGUUUAUUACCCACCUCGUGGCGCAGAUCUUCUUCCUCGGGCUUCGACGGGAGGGUCGGAGUUCUCCGGGGGUAAACGCUCCGGCCGCUUCCCAGGAGGCAGUCUCCCGGGGGGGCGGGGGGCUGAGGGAGCGGGGGGACACCGACACUGUUCCUACGUGCCCUUUGCUUACACGGGUGUUUGUACGUAUCUACCCGCACGCACCAAUUCUGCGUAGCUGCCGGUGCGUGUGCACCUGUGCCCGUGACUUUUGGGGAGCGCGGGGAAGGCUCCCCGGCUGCUCUCUCCGCUUGAGCCCUCGCUAUUGCGCUUCCCCCCGGCGCGGGGUGCCGGGCAGAGGCUGCCCGCUGCGGCCGCGGAGGGCAGCGGGGCGGCCCCGGCAGGUCGGGGGCGGCGAGGAGCGAGCCCCGGGGGCGCGGCGGGCGGCCGGGAGCGGGGCCGGCCCGCUUGCCCAGCCCCGCCACCGGCCGGCUGCCAAGGCCAGACCGCUGGGAGCAGGGGGAGGCAGGGGAGGGAUCCCGCCUCUAUCCCAGCUAUUUCCAGAGCUUGGGAGCCCGAUAAGGUGGAACUACAGCGUCCUCGGGCCUAAGAGUUCACCAACACACGCCCACGGACGCGCACCCGCUCCCGCGCGCAAACGCCACCUCGGCCGCCCUCAGCAGCUCCCGCGACAAGCCGCGCCAGCACCCACGGCUCCUCCCGCAGAACGUGGCUUUUAUCGCUCGGCUCCCGGCUCAGAUCCCGAGCUGCCGAGCCGCUUUGAAGCUUCCUGGUCUGAAAACACCUUGCUUCCAAAAUAAAAAAAGAGCAGCGCCGAAAACAAAAACUCCCAGCCGUCCCUCCC